Molecule: messenger RNA, 4389 nt
Organism: Scleropages formosus (Asian bonytongue)
Lineage: Eukaryota; Metazoa; Chordata; Actinopteri; Osteoglossiformes; Osteoglossidae
Product: target of Nesh-SH3-like
Exons: 24
Coding region: 102-2735 (877 amino acids)
Biological process (GO): extracellular matrix organization; positive regulation of cell-substrate adhesion
Molecular function (GO): protein binding
Source: RefSeq, a predicted model, not a curated record
UUGUGCUCGCUGAGCUGAACAAGUGCUACGAGUCGUAGAGCUGCCGCAUUGGAGAAGCUGUCCAGCGUCCUGCACUGACUCCAGACACACACACACACACCAUGUUGCUGCGAGCUGCUUUCCUGCUCUUUGCUGGGAUUGUACUAAUCAGCUAUGUCUCUGCACAAAGAAUCAGAGUCAGAAGGCAGAACAUGAAGGUGAAAAUCAAUGCCACCGGUGACACCAUCGUGCUGAAGUUCGUCCGCCCCAGUCCCGACGUCAAGCUGGAGGGCUACAUCCUGGGCUACGGAAGCAGCAUGUUCUCCAAACAGUUCAUCCAGCUGCCUGAAGAUGGGCAGCCGUACGAGACGGAGAUAGAUGCGGAGCCCAAGUACUUGAUUGCCGUUCAGCCCAUUCCAACCAAUGAUGUGAAAAAGCAAUGCAGAGGCAAAGUUAACUUGGAGAAGCCCCUCCAUUUGAUCAUUGGCACAGUAACCCCUACAUCAGUGCUGCUGUCCUGGGGAACCUUGCUGAAGACACCUUAUGAAGAAAGUGUCAUGAGUGAUUGCCUGGAGGAUGGGCAUUACACUGUCAGAUACAGAGAAAGGAGCCGGAAGUGGAACUAUCAGACCUGCCCCACGAGUGACACCGUGAUCGACAACCUGAAACCAAACACUCAGUACGAGUUUGGUGUUCGGCCAAACAAGGACGAGCGUGUGGGUACUUGGAGCAAAUCAGUCGUACACUCAACCAACAAGGAAGACAAAAGUGUCCAGAAACCAUAUAAACACAAGAAGCCAGUGAAGCCAAUAAAUUCCGAACCUCGAUCAAACUUCACCCCUAAUGUCCUGCAGAACAGGACCCAGACCACAGUAACUACCAAAGCGAACCCAGCCCUUCCUGGAGACUCCAAGACACCCUUUGCACCACCUGCAGGCCACCCAGAAAGCCCCCCAGUCACAAGAAUGGCUGUGCCUCAUUGGCCACAGUUGCCCCAGGGAAGAACAAACAAUGCUAGAAAUGUCUCAUCCCAUUCUGAGAGCAUGCAUCCCACUUCCCCCCGCCUCCUGCCCACGAAACCCCCCAUUACAACCAUCACCUCUGUCCCCACACGUUUUCCAAGUGAAAAGCAAAGAGCGCAGCCCCGGGCACCAAGUCCCAAACCAACCCAGAAGUCCUACAGUCCAUCGGCUGUUGGCGAUUCAUGGGAGGGACUCCCUCUGGACAAACCUGCCCCCACCAGUGGGACACCCACAGAUUAUAGCUGGGGUAAAAAUGUGCUGAGAAACGUGACCUCAUCCACGGCACGUGUCCCUUCAAGCUUGGCCGUUACCGUGGCAGCCAGAAACCUGAUGUCUCCAGACGGGGACAUUCUUUUCUCGCCCUCUAACAGCAUGAGGCAACAUUUCCCACCCAGGCCGACUAAUUCUUCCCAGACUAUGAGGACACAAGGGGGAUUUUCACCUUUUCCUCCAACAGUUAAUGGUGAGGAGUAUAUAGGAGCCUCUCAUCCCAAACCUAUCAUGUGGUCCAGAUUGCGACCGGCAAACAACUCCUUGUUGGAAGACAUAAAGCCUGAGGUCCAAGAUGUUAUUGGGUGGUCAGAGCCAUCACUUGGAGAUCCUCUCUAUGGAAGCCCUGCUCAGCGCCCCCCAAACGCAGCCAACAAGAAACCCAAACUGUACGGAAAGCCUGGGGAUAAGGCAGGGAAAGCAAAUGACCUGAAGCAAAUGGAAAUGACAUCAGUUAUGAAACCCAACCUGCCACCUGCCACACCAAAGCCCACCAAACAAGACCGGAAAUACACGAUGACGACAGCAACAGCCACCCAGGUGGUCAAUGUGACCCGGUUCGACAUCUGGGACAACUCAUCUGUGUUCAGCUCUCGCCCAGCAUCAGACGUGGAUGCAAUGGGGAAGAAGCGAUUUGUGGCCCCUCAUGUGAUCUACAAGACGGACAAGAAGCCAGACGAACCCUGCUCCAUCACAUCUUCCCUCAGCUACUUCUCUGAUGAGGAGACUGUGGAGCAGAAUGUGACAAGUCCUCCUAGACUGCCACCCUCCAACCUCACUGUGGUCACUGUUGAAGGGUGCUCCUCUUUCAUCAUCCUGGACUGGGAAAAGAGUGACAAUGAAACCACAGAAUAUGAAGUGAUCUCUAGAACAAAAGGCCCAGAUGGUGAGGAAGUCUCAAUACUGACCACCAACCAGACGCACACAGCUGUGGAGAACCUCAAACCAGAGAGCAGCUAUGAGUUCAAAGUGAAACCAAAGAACGAGCUGGGAGAAGGCCCAGCUACUGACCCGGUGUCAUUCAGCACGGAGUCAGCGGAUCCCAGAGUAAGCGAGAAUGUCUCAGGAAAAGAUGCCAUCUGGACUCAGUUUCCAUUCAAGUCGGAUUCCUACUCUGAGUGCAAUGGAAAACAGUAUGUGAAGAGGACAUGGUAUCGCAAGUUUGUCGGCAUCCAGCUCUGCAACUCCCUGAGAUACAAAGUCUAUCUGAGCGACUCCCUCAAUGGAAAGUUCUACAACAUUGGGGACCAGACAGGUCAUGGUGAGGAUCACUGUCAGUUUGUGGACUCCUUCCUUGAUGGUCGGACAGGCAGCCAGCUUCUAGCUGACCAGCUUCCUUCCAGAUCUGGAUAUUACCGAGCAAUGCGCCAAGAGCCAGUCAACUUUGGCCAGAUAGGAGGCAACUCCCACAUCACUUAUGUGUCAUGGUAUGAGUGUGGAAUACCCAUACCUGGGAAGUGGUAAGAACUGCAGGUGUUCCAUGGAGAUGGCUUUGAGGAGUACCUCACUUGAGAGAGUACUUGGGUUGGUGGUCUUGCAGCUGCCCGAAACUGGUACGGUCAUACGCCUCCAUGCAUGUAUAGAAGUGUACAGAAAUUAAACUUCAAGGACUUGUGUUACAGCUACUUAGUCACAUUAUUUAUCAGACGUUGACAAAUGACCAAAUGAAAUGCAAGACAAAAGUUACUUUGUAAGAAUUGUGAAAUGUCAGAUGUAGGUAGGUAAUUUAAAAAAAUAUGGGGAAGCUGGCUCCCUGAUAGUUUUGCUAACUUGUAUAUUAUUUAUCAAACAGAUGUAAUUAAAUAUUCCUUGUGGUAACCUGCCAGAGAGGUAGAAAGAGGUGGUUUACUUUACAGUGGCUUCUUUGGAAGAGAAUGGAUGAAUACAAACGAGUGUGGUUGUUCACAAACCAGGAGCGGAAGCCACUUCACACAAACUUCAAUUCAGACCAAAAACAAACACGCAUUCAUAUAUCUGUUAGAUCCAGUUGCAGCUUUUAUAAAAGUUUGGCCAACCCUGGUCCUCACAAGCUACAAACAGUUAAUAAUAGUAGUACAAAUAUGUAUCAACCAAGGGGUGAGUGUCUAGACUAUUAUAUCAACAAAUCAUUUAAGAGCUAAGGUACAACGAAGGCCAACAGAGAAUUUGGUUUUUGUGGGUUAAUAACUUGUUUUAAUGUGUCACACAAGGACACAUACUACAAAUUCACAUUAGAUGUGCAAGAACAGAUCUGUAAGACCCCCAGUCAGACCCCCACAGGAAUAUCAAACCUGCGCUGCAUGCUGACACACACACACACACACACACACACACACACACACACACAGCAGAACCUCCUACAAUUUCAACAUACCGCGUUUGUUUUGGCCUGCUCUGUCUUUUCAGACUAGGAGGUUUUACAGUUGUAAUUUGCACAAUUUAAAUCUAUUUAUAUGUAUAUGGUGUGAACAUAGCAUUCUCCAACACAUUUUCAGGGGGCAAGGAGAACCAACCUUUGAAGCCGGUGAUCCACCUUUAAAAAGUGUCUCUAUGCAUUUGUCCUCCCAUCCAACACAGCACCUGUGCAUAUGUCUUAAAUAUAUGUAGGAGCGGAGUAAAAACAACAGAUGAUUAUACUUUGCUAUCAGGGUUCUAUAUUUUGUACAGAAAUACUCGUGAUCAGUUACAAGAAUUUUGAUUUUUAUGGAAUGUGUCACAACGAAAUAUACGUUUUUGUUUUUGACAUGUAUUAUCAUUCAUUUUGUAUAUGUAAUUACAAUAAAAACUUCCUUUGUGUCUCUUUUUGUAAAUUCUUUUUUCCUCCUCUUCAAUUCAACUACUAGAAAAGGAACUGACCAAAGGUCUCUUCACAUUUCAAACCAUUUAAAUGAAUUUAAUCAUAAAUGAAAGCUGAAUAUUUGGACUGUGAAUAUUUAGACUGUAUUUAGACAAAAAUAAACAGUUUCUUUGGAAUGUGUAGGAACACCUACUGACCUGGAGCUAAAGACAAACAUCAGUCAACAGCAGCAACACCGACGGACUUAACCCAUUUACAGUAUACACAUUCCUGCAACCUUUAAACAACAACCUUAUCUAAUAUGAAAAUAAUCAAAUGCAUACUUCAUAUUUAUGAAGCCAU